GUAUUUAUUAUCUGCCUCCAAUCUCCAAUCUCCAUUCUCCGUUUCGUCGAUCAUAAGCUCCGCAUCCUAUCUCCAUGCACGCUCUCCAUCGUAAGCUCCACAUCCGAUCGCAUCAUCUCAAUGCACGUUCUCCAUCGUACAUCUACCUGAAGUGAGAACUAUUAUUAUCUGAAAAGGUUAUCAAGAACGAACCAAAGAAGCCUGACACUCAACAAACAUGAAGAUCAUCGUUGCCAUAGUCUUUACUCUCUCAACCGUUAGUGCGACAGGCCGGUCAGGGCGCGUUUGGCCCGAUCCAACCGAGUUUAGUCUAGUAGACGCCCUGCAAUACACUUGCACCGACCUACUACCUGGAUUGGAAUAUUUGAACUAUUUCAGUGAUCACUUUGGCGAUUUCAAGAUUGGACUGCAACCCAUAUGUACCGUCUUCCAAAAGCCUGGCGGUCCUUCCGAAUUUGACGCUACGAAGUUCUGCAAUUUCGUCGUCGACUUUUUCGGGCUCGAUGACCUAGACCUGGUGAAUUCUCCUGGUGUUGGUCCUCAAAGUAAGCUAGACAUGCUAGCCUACUUUUUCGACAGAAUCUUGGUCAAUACCACCAGAAACCUAUCUGGAAAGGACCUCAAAAACCUCACAACCAUCUGUCCCUACGCCCAUCGGUUCUUUCCAUCUCCUUUCCAGGAACUUCUUGAAGAAUUCUUGACCGAGUAUUACACUGAGCUAAUAGGCGCCCUUAUCCCCGAGAUCGAAUCCAUUUGCCAGGACUGGAAAGGUUACUUUGCUAGGUUGGGCGUGCCAGACGACUCUCCUUACCAGCAGUUGAUUGGUGGUCUCGUAGAUAUCGUCCCGGAGCUUAUGGGGUUUCGAAGUUAUGAGAACAUGUGUAACAAGUUGAAUCCAUGGUUCGGCCGAGAUUAUGCUGGUCGGAGAUUGUACGCCAAUACGUUCGUCACCUUGAUGAAGGAAGUAUUAAAGUGCACAGGCGAUUCAUGUGCUUAGGCCUCCGUCUAUUAUCCGUGAACUAAACUGGAAACCACCGCCAAAAAAAGACACUGUUUUUCUGCAUGUAAAUUAAUGUCAAUUACGCGCAACAAAGGUCGAUCUCGAGCGUAGUCACUGGGCUAUGUGGUUGUGAAAUAAGAAACAGAAAUCUGUCGCGCAUUACAUGUGAACUGAACAUCAUCUAUAACAAAAAAUAUAUAUACAGUGCGUCCCAGAAAAAACGAAACCGAGAUUUAUCGAUGUUUUAUCAUAACUUGAUCACAUUUAUAAUUAAUAAAUGACACAUAUUUGGAAAGCCGAGAUCCUCCUCUUUCAUCUGAUGCAACUCACAUAAUGCAUACUUGACGCAUGAGUGAUUCAAAUGAAUUUGAAGAGAGGAAACCAAAAAGUGAUUUGGCGGACGGUAUCUUAA
This is a messenger RNA of Strongylocentrotus purpuratus (purple sea urchin), 1412 nucleotides long. RefSeq lists its product as uncharacterized. The record is from RefSeq and is a predicted model, not a curated record. The coding region runs from base 218 to 997 and encodes 259 amino acids. The transcript is spliced from 3 exons. Lineage: Eukaryota; Metazoa; Echinodermata; Echinoidea; Camarodonta; Strongylocentrotidae.